Molecule: messenger RNA, 3488 nt
Organism: Chelmon rostratus (copperband butterflyfish)
Lineage: Eukaryota; Metazoa; Chordata; Actinopteri; Chaetodontiformes; Chaetodontidae
Gene: zfpm2a
Product: zinc finger protein, FOG family member 2a
Exons: 10
Coding region: 42-3461 (1139 amino acids)
Biological process (GO): positive regulation of transcription by RNA polymerase II; heart development; cell differentiation
Cellular component (GO): nucleus
Molecular function (GO): RNA polymerase II-specific DNA-binding transcription factor binding
Source: RefSeq, a predicted model, not a curated record
CAGUACUACACCUGGAUUCACUGACCAGCCGCACAGCAGGCAUGUCCCGAAGGAAGCAGAGCAACCCCCGGCAGAUCAAACGUCCUCUGGAGGAUGGCCUGGAGGAAGAGGAGGAGGAGUGCGUCUCCGAGGAGAACGAGCUCCUGGCCAAAGACGAGUUCUCGGUGGAGGAGAACUUCUCCGCCGAGUUUGAGACGGAGAACAUGAGCUGUGAAGACAUGGAGUACUUCUGCAACAAAGGAGAGGAAGAUGGCAACCGAGAAGCAGGAGAGUCGGAGAUGGACGGGCAGGGCGAGAAGACCAGGCAUACCGCCGUGGGGCCAGACGAAUGGGAUGGUCCAAGAGAGCUGGAUGCGUUCCUUAAAGACGGCGAGCGUCGGAUCCACAGCCGGCAGCAGCUCCCUGUGGGGACAACAUGGGGACCCUUUGAGGGGAAGAUCGAGAUGAGCACUGAGAGCACUAAGACGAAGAGCACGGUCCCGGUGGUGCUGAGCGCCGGCCCCAGGUGGCUGCUGGAUGUGACUUGGCAGGGAGCGGAAGACAACAAAAACAACUGUGUGGUGUACAGCAAAGGUGGCCAACUGUGGUGCACUACCACCAAGAACAUGAUGGAGGGCGAGGAGCUGGUGGCGUUUGCGGUGGACUUUGACUCGCGUCUGCAGGCGGUGAACCACAUGUCUCUGAGCGAGGGCAUGUACCCAGCCAGGCUGCUGGACAGCAUCCAGCUCCUGCCGCAGCAGGCCGCAAUGGCUUCCAUCCUGCCCACCGCCAUCGUCAACAAGGACAUCUUUCCCUGCAAGGCUUGUGGAAUCUGGUUCCGGAGCGAGAGGAAUCUGCAGGCCCAUCUGAUGUACUAUUGCAGCGGGCGGCAGAGGGAGCCAGAGACAGUCGUGGAGGAAAACGACAGCGGUCCCCAUCAGACCCCCAGUAUCUGCCCAUUCCCACAGUGCAACAAGAGCUUCUCUGGAGCCAGGGCCCUGGAAAUGCACUUGAGCACCUCACACAGUGGUGUCAAAAUGGAAGAGAGCCUCCCUCCUGGCACCAGCUUGAAAUGCACAAUCUGUAACUACACGGCAGAUUCUCUUAUUACAUUCCAGCAUCACAUCAUGUCUCACCUGUCACAGGCGGCCUUCAGAUGCAAUCACUGCCAUAUCAGCUUCCAGAGCCACAGGGAACUCUUACAGCAUCAGGACUUACAUGGGCACGGCAGCAAACUUCACAGGGAAGGCGACGGCACUGAGCAUUCCCCCAGGGGGCCUGAGGAAAGCCUCCAGCAGCAGCAGCAGCAGGCCCGCGCUGAGCUGGCCAACAGGAAGGAUGCUCUGCUGGGAAGUCCCAAAGGGGCCCUCAAUAAGGAGACCAGCACAGACGGGGAGGCUGACAAGGCUGAGAAGAAGCCCAUGCUGUCGGUUCAGAAGGGAGAGGCCCACCCAGGCAGCAAAGCCAGUUUUUCUUACACUAGGAUCAAGUCUGAGCCCUCCAGCCCCCGGCUGGCCUCAUCCCCUGUGCAGCAUAACAUGCCUACAUUUCCCAUGGGCCCCUUCUUGUCUCAGUUUGCUUUCUCCCAAGACAUUUCAGUAGUCCCACAGGCUUCUGAGAUUCUGGCUAAAAUGUCAGAGCUAGUUCACCGGAGGCUGCGCCAUGGAGGGAACAGCUAUCCACCUGUCAUCUACAGUCCUCUUAUGCCCAAAGGGGCCACCUGUUUCGAAUGCAAUAUCACCUUCAGCAACUUGGACAACUAUUUGGUCCACAAAAAGCACUACUGUAACAGCCGCUGGCAACACAUGGCAAAGUCCCCGGACUUCUCCGCCCUCUCAGAUAAGGUCCCCGAGGCGGUGAGCCCCAACAGCGGCCACAGUUCUGUUAGCAUGUUGGCCGGCUGCCACCCUACAGAGGCCGACAACCACCUCAUGCAGUCCGCCUGCCUGAACUCCAAUGUGUUGGACAUGAUCAAUGCUGGGGCUAAAGGGCCUGAUAAGGAUCUAGCAGGACAGGUGAAGAAGGUGUCUACCCCGACUGGGGCUGAGGAGAGGCUGAACGGAAAACAAAUGGAGGGGAAAAGCCCCAGUACGGGUUUGGUGGAAAGUGACAAUGACCCAACCAAGACAACCUGCGAUGCCUGCAAUAUCACUUUCAGCCGUCACGAGACCUACAUGGUCCACAAGCAGUACUACUGUGCCACCCGUCAUGACCCACCCAUGAAACGCAUGUCCACCAACAAGGUACCCUCCAUGCAGAGAACCAUGAGAACCCGCAAGCGCAGGAAGAUGUAUGAGAUGUGUCUCCCUGACCAGGACCACCAGAGGCCUCCUAUGGGUCAGCCAGGUUUCCUCGGGGUUCCUCCUAUGAACCCUUGUACAUCCCAGGAAGCUGUAGAGAGCCUUGCAGACCGCUUCCACCCCCGCUGUGACAUCUUCCCAGGUAUGGUACCCAAGCACCUGGAGGCCUCUCUGACUGUCACUAAACCUAUUCUGGCUCCCAAGUGCAAUACAGUGGAGCAGCAGGAGCUGGACGCUCCCAUUGAUCUCAGCAAAAAGUGUUCGCCAGUCCCCGACAAGACAUGUAGCUCACCUAAAAGACUGUUGGACUAUCAUGAAUGUGCAGUUUGCAAGAUAAGUUUUAACAAAGUGGAGAACUACCUGGCGCACAAACAGAACUUUUGUCCUGCAACAGCACAACAACACAAUGAGACUGGCAGCCUGGAGUCGACCAUGUUCCCAGAUGUGAAGAAUGAAGGCAAUAACAACCCCGAUGACGUUUACGAUAAGAGCCCAGGCAAAUGUGAGAAGAAUGGCAAUGGAAAGGUGAUGGUGCAGAAUGGAGGCAUGUUCCCCCCUCACCUGGGACCUGUGCCGGGACUCAAGGCGUUUGCUGAGCCCCAACUCAUCCCAUCAAAAGAUGAGAACAAGAAUAUGUUUCUGCCCCACUGCCUUUAUCCCGGAGCAAUAAAGAAGGUCAAAGGUCCUGAGCAAAUAUCGCCGUAUUUUGGGAUAAAGCCAACCGAUUAUGUGACUGGGGGAGCAAUGAUGCAGGGUGAGGCCAGCGAACAGGAGCAGAGCGCCCAGCAGCCUGCCGCCAAUGGCUGCCCCCACCCUGGAAAGGAGUCCCUUCCCCUUCUGCCCAAAAACCGGGGCAUGGUCAUCGUCAACGGGGGGCACAAGCCAGAGGAGCGUUCGGGCACAGCUCCGCCACAGCAGGAGAACCAGCCCCAGCCAGACGGCCAACCUCCCAAUCCCUCUCCUACGUGGGCCACCGAGAACCAGGCCGACUCCAACGAGAACAUGUCGCCUUCCUCCAAGUCUCCAAGCGAGGAGGCAGCACCCACAGCCAACAAAGGCGUGAACGGCUCUGGAAGUGGCAAGUACUGCCGCCUCUGUGAUAUCCAGUUCAACAACCUGUCAAACUUUAUUACCCAUAAGAAGUUUUACUGUUCAUCACAUGCUGCAGAGCAUGUAAAAUAAGUUGAGAAGAGCAAGGCAUGCUCUUCU